CGGAUAUAGGCCUACUGUCACUAUCGCUCCACGCGCAUUGUAUUUAAAAAAAUAACUAACACACUAUCGCUCCUUGUUCUAUCUGUGCCGCUACUUUAGCUAAGUCUAAAGUCAACGUAAGUAGCUAUUGUAGGCUAACUACACUAUUGGUCAUUUUAAAAAGUAAUUGUAUCGUCGUGGACAUCGGUGAUUUCCUAGCACUUUUAACUGAUGUUUCUUUUAACAAUCCAGUAAUACUACAUUCGAAAAAGUACGUAAAAAUGUAGCAUGUACAAUGGACGGUCACGUCUCAUUUCACAUGAUGGAGGGUAAUUAUGCCACGUUCAGAACAACUGGGAACUCGGAAAAAGACGAGGUCAAAUCAUGACGUAAGUGAUCUUCAGGUCGGAAAGUCUGAGCUCUAAUUCCGAGUUGGAUGACCGUUCAAAUCGCUUGGAAGUCCGAGAUUUCCGAGUUCCCAGUGGUUUUGAACCCGGCAUUACUUGCGUCAAGUCUGGUUAAGACAGUUUACUCGAUUUCCUGUCACAGUGGACUCAUGCUGCCUUCAUAACCAAAUGGAAAGGUGGUAAUUACCAGUUGUACAGUCGUCAAAAUAUUUGAGAAUGACACAAGUAUUGGUCUUCACAAAGUUCGCUGCUUCAGUGUUAUGAGAUAUUUUUGUCAGAUGUUACUAUGUUAUACUGAAGUAUAAUUACAAGCAUUCCAUAAGUGUCAAAGGCUUUUAUUGACAAUUACAUUACGUUUAUGCAAAGAGUCAAUAUUUGCAGUGUUGACCCUUCUUUUUCAAGACCUCUGCAAUCCGCCCUGGCAUGCUGUCAAUUAACUUCUGGGCCACAUCCUGACUGAUGGCAGCCCAUUCUUGCAUAAUCAAUGCUUGGAGUUUGUCAGAAUUUGUGAGUUUUUGUUUGUCCACCCACCUCUUGAGGAUCGACCACAAGUUUUCUCAAUGGGAUUAAGGUCUGGGGAGUUUCCUGGCCAUGGACCCAAAAUGUCGAUGUUUUGUUCCCCGAGCCACUUAGUUAUCACUUUUGCUUUAUGGCAAGGUGCUCCAUCAUGCUGGAAAAGGCAUUGGUCGUCACCAAACUGUUCUUGGAUGGUUGGGAGAAGUUGCUCUCGGAAGAUGUGUUGGUACCAUUCUUUAUUCAUGGCUGUGUCCUUAGGCAAAAUUGUGAGUGAGCCCACUCCCUUGGCUGAGAGCAACCACCACAUGAAUGGUCUCAGGAUGCUUUACUGUUGGCAUGACACAGGACUGAUGGUAGCGCUCACCUUGUCUUCUCCGGACAAGGUGUUUCUGGAUGCCCCAAACAAUCGGAAAGGGAUUCAUCAGAGAAAAUGACUUGACCCCAGUCCUCAGCAGUCCAAUCCCUGUACCUUUUGCAGAAUAUCAGUAUGUCCCUGAUGUUUUUCCUGGAGAGAAGUGGCUUCUUUGCUGCCCUUCUUGACACCAGGCCAUCCUCCAAAAGUCUUCGCCUCACUGUGCGUGCAGAUGCACUCACACCUGCCUGCUGCCAUUCCUGAGAAAGCGCUGCACUGGUGGUGCCCCGAUCCCGCAGCUGAAUCAACUUUAGGAGAUGUCCUGGCGCUUGCUGGACUUUCUUGGGCGCUCUGACGCCUUCUUCACAACAAUUGAACCUCUCUCCUUGAAGUUCUUGAUGAUCCGAUAAAUGGUUGAUUUAGGUGCAAUCUUACUAGCAGCAAUAUCCUUGCCUGUGAAGCCCUUUUUGUGCAAAGCAAUGAUGGCGGCACGUGUUUCCUUGCAGGUAACCAUGGUUAACAGAGGAAGAACAAUGAUUUCAAGCACCACCCUCAUUUUAAAGCUUCCAGUCUGUUAUUCUAACUCAAUCAGCAUGACAGCGUGAUCUCCAGCCUUGUCCUCGUCAACAAUCUCACCUGUGUUAACGAGAGAAUCACUAACAUGAUGGCAGCUGGUCCUUUUGUGGCCGGGCUGAAAUGCAGUGGAAAUGUUUUUUUGGGAUUAAGUUCAUUUUCAUGGCAAAGAGGGACUUUGCAAUUCAUUGCAAUUCAUCUGAUCACUCUUCAUGACAUUCUAGAGUAUAUGCAAAUUGCCAUCAUCAAAACUGAGGCAGCAGACUUUGUGAAAAUUAGUAUUUGUGUCAUUCUCAAAACUUUUGACCCCAACUGUAAAGUCCUAUAUACCAGUUGGAUGCAUUCACGUGUUUUGAACUCGUUGACCAACGCUGAUUGGCUAAUGGACAACAAGCUGCUUCAACCAUCAACUAAAAGUACAGCUAUCAUGCUUGUAAAUACAUUUUAACCAUAUGAAUAGAUUACUUUUUAUCAAUAAUGUUUUGUUGCAUUUAACUGCGGUAAAUGCUGUUAUCGAGGUAAUUUCCCUAGUAGGUGAUGUCAGGUCAGCAUGUGGGAGAAGUCGGAGUUUAGGGAUGGAUGAUGCCCCGCUCAAAACAACUGGGAACUCGGAAAUCUCUGACUUUCGGCUUCAAUGCGUUCAACACCAGGGAACUCGUGGAAAAAACAAGCUCCGACUGCAAGCUCCGACUGGGAAAAAUAGUUUUGAACGGUCAUCCAACUCAGAAUUCCAACUCAGGAACUCUGUCUCUUUCUAAUGCUCCGACUUUCCGACCUGAAGAUCCCAGUUGCCUUGAAUGCACCAUGAGUUUCCCACUAGUAAUUACAAGUUGGAGAGGCUUUCAAGUAGAUUUUUCCCAGUCAUAUGUAGUAAAUACCACCUUCCCACAUGGUAAUGAAUGCAGGAUUAGUUGUGUAUGACUAUACCGGGCUAUAUAUUGCAUUUGAGUCAUUCAGGGUUGUGCUUUUUCCAUUAAAGAUUAACAUUUAUUUUUCCCAUAAAAAGAGGGGAGCAUGACUCAACAUCAAUCAAUCCAAUGUAUUUUAUAAAGCCUGUUUUUUUUACAAACAUAGCAGAGUGAAGGUGGUUUUGAACCGUAGACUACCAUGUUUGCAAUGCUGGUGGUAUGUUUAAUUUGUCAAGGUACAGUGUGGUACAGUGUACCUAUUUUUUAAAAGUGUAUGUAGAGAGAGGGUUUGUGAAGUGGAACAUUGAACAUCGAUGAUGAUGUGACUGGUCUUUGUAUUUGCAGUGCUGAUGGAGGCCCCACUGCCCCCCCGUGAGUCUGGCCGGUUCGUGGUAGAGCAUAGUCGGGAUGUGUUUGUGGAGGAGGAGGGUGUGCGGAGGGUAGCAGAGAUGCUCUACUCCCUGCGGAAGAGCGAGGAGCUCACAGCCAGUGGGUGGAAGAAGGCCAACCCCCUGGCCCCCUCCCCAACCUCCGACCACGCCCUGAACUGGGUGUUUGUAGUCGACACGAUGAACUUCUCCUUCUGGCCCGAACGGGAGGACCAGCAGUGUGAGGUGACGUACCGCGGGACCACCUACCGCGGUUACAUGACCCUCUGUGCUGCCAUCACCAGAGCAAUGGAAGAGGGUAGGGUUGGGCGGUAUCCAGAUUUUCAUACUGUUUCUGUACCAUACGGUAUUACUGGAAGUACACACACGGGGCGCUAUAUCAUUUUUUAUUUUAUUUAUUUUAAUUUUUAUGCACAAAACAUUUUAGGCAACAGGGAUCUUGAUCCAGGAGGGGAUUGAAUGUCUCUGCUAUAACCAAGAAGCUUGAUCUUUACAUCUAGCCACUUAGCUAGCAAGUUAGCAAACCAAAUGCAUAGCUGGAGCCCUGAGCUGGAUAUAAUUUAUUUGACACUUCUUAGAUUUCUUAUAGUUAUACUUAACUUAUAGCUAUAGGCAGUGGCGUAGCACGCAACCCCCCCAAAUAACAACAAAUUAAACGGUUUUGAAGAUAUUGGUAUUUCGAAAUACCGCAGUAUACGGUAGAAACGGUAUAUCGCCCAAGCCUAGAAGAGGGUGAGCGCUACAGUCCUAUACAGUGGGGAAAAAAAGUAUUUAGUCAGCCACCAAUUGUGCAAGUUCUCCCACUUAAAAAGAUGAGAGGCCUGUAAUUUUCAUCAUAGGUACACGUCAACUAUGACAAAGAAAAAAAAAUCUAGAAAAUCACAUUGUAGGAUUUUUAAUGAAUUUAUUUGCAAAUUAUGGUGGAAAAUAAGUAUUUGGUCAAUAACAAAAGUUUCUCAAUACUUUGUUAUAUACCCUUUGUUGGCAAUGACACAGGUCAAACGUUUUCUGUAAGUCUUCACAAGGUUUUCACACACUGUUGCUGGUAUUUUGGCCCAUUCCUCCAUGCAGAUCUCCUCUAGAGCAGUGAUGUUUUGGGGCUGUCGCUGGGCAACACGGACUUUCAACUCCCUCCAAAGAUUUUCUAUGGGGUUGAGAUCUGGAGACUGGCUAGGCCACUCCAGGACCUUGAAAUGCUUCUUACGAAGCCACUCCUUCGUUGCCCGGGCGGUGUGUUUGGGAUCAUUGUCAUGCUGAAAGACCCAGCCACGUUUCAUCUUCACUGCCCUUGCUGAUGGAAGGAGGUUUUCACUCAAAAUCUCACGAUACAUGGCCCCAUUCAUUCUUUCCUUUACACGGAUCAGUCAUCCUGGUCCCUUUGCAGAAAACCCCAAAGCAUGAUGUUUCCACCCCCAUGCUUCACAGUAGGUAUGGUGUUCUUUGGAUGCAACUCAGCAUUCUUUGUCCUCCAAACACGACGAGUUCAGUUUUUACCAAAAAGUUCUAUUUUGGUUUCAUCUGACCAUAUGACAUUCUCCCAAUCCUCUUCUGGAUCAUCCAAAUGCACUCUAGAAAACUUCAGACGGGCCUGGACAUGUACUGGCUUAAGCAGGGGGACACGUCUGGCACUGCAGGAUUUGAGUCCCUGGCGGCGUAGUGUGUUACUGAUGGUAGGCUUUGUUACUUUGGUCCCAGCUCUCUGCAGGUCAUUCACUAGGUCCCCCCGUGUGGUUCUGGGAUUUUUGCUCACCGUUCUUGUGAUCAUUUUGACCCCACGGGGUGAGAUCUUGCGUGGAGCCCCAGAUCGAGGGAGAUUAUCAGUGGUCUUGUAUGUCUUCCAUUUCCUAAUAAUUGCUCCCACAGUUGAUUUCUUCAAACCAAGCUGCUUACCUAUUGCAAAUUCAGUCUUUCCAGCCUGGUGCAGGUCUACAAUUUUGUUUCUGGUGUCCUUUGACAGCUCUUUGGUCUUGGCCAUAGUGGAGUUUGGAGUGUGACUGUUUAAGGUUGUGGACAGGUGUCUUUUAUACUGAUAACAAGUUCAAACAGGUGCCAUUAAUACAGGUAACGAGUGGAGGACAGAGGAGCCUCUUAAAGAAGAAGUUACAGGUCUGUGAGAGCCAGAAAUAUUGCUUGUUUGUAGGUGACCAAAUACUUAUUUUCCACCAUAAUUUGCAAAUAAAUUCAUUAAAAAUCCUACAAUGUUAUUUUCAGGAUUUUUUUUUCUCAUUUUGUCUUUCAUAGUUGACGUGUACCUAUGAUGAAAAUUACAGGCCCCUCUCAUCUUUUUAAGUGGGAGAACUUGCACAAUUGGUGGCUGACUAAAUACUAUUUUUCCCCACUGUAUCUGUUCUAUCUAGGGCUGCCUGUCCUCUCAUACACACACUGCUCUGUGCUGUUUGCUUGUACAUUGCUUUCGUUUGCAGAAUGCAUGCAUGAUAAAACCUUGGAAGUAAAUUACACUCUUGCCUGUUCUAAGAAUUACUGUUCAGUCUUCUUAACACAUUUUCAGUAACAUUUCCAAUGACCUAUCGUCCAUCUGAACGCAGCUAAUCAAGAUGCCAUGCCCUCUAUAGGUAUUCCCAUCACAGAACCGUCCUAUUUCUCCCAGAUGAGUGUUGAGGAGUUGGGCCGUGUCUUGCGCUCUGAUAACGACACGCCCAUGCCCAUGCUUGAGGAGCGUCACCGGGUCCUCACAGAGGGGGGACGCGUGCUCCUGCAGCAUGGAGGAAGCUUCCGGAGCUUCAUAAGCCCAGCCGGUAGCGAUGCGCAGAAGAUGGUGGAGCUCAUCGUAGACAACCUGCCCUCAUACAGGGACGAGGCCACAUACAAGGUCAUACACAAAACCCAAACUCUUCACCAUAACGUAGGGUGAAUUUGGAAUAAGUGGGACACUUUUUGCAUUUCUGUCUUCUGUAACCUAUCUAACAUAUUAGCCCAUGAUACAUUUCUGAAAUCCUCAAGAUGUUUCCUAAUCACACAAACAUUUUAUUUUAUUUUAAAUUUUAGUAAUUUAGCAGAUGCUCUUAUCCAGAGCGACUUACAGUUAGUGCAUUCAUCUUAAAAUAGCUAGGUGGGACAACCACAUAUCACAGGCAUAGAAAAUACAGGCAUAGAAAAUAUAUCUUACCUCAAUAAUGUAGCAAUGAGUAGUCAGCGCUAGAAGUGUGUGUGUGUGUGUGUGUGUGUGUGUGGGUGGGGUGGGGUGGUCAAGUGCAAGUUUUUGUAUGUUUUUUAAUGGUGGUGGGGAUUGAGGUGAGGAGGAGGAUUAUUUAAGAUACUGUUUGAAGAUGUAGGGUUUCAGAUGUUUUGGGAAGAUGGGCAGGGACUCUUCUGUCCUAGCUUCAGGGGGAUGCUGGUUCCACCAUUGGGGUGCCAGGAAAGAGAAGAGCUUGGACUGGGCUGAGUGGGAACUGCCCUCCCGUAGGGGUAGGAGGGCCAAGAGACCUGAGGUGACUGAAUGGAGUGCUCGGGUUGGGGUGUAGGUUUUGAGCAUAGCCUGAAGGUAGGGAUUUUUAUAUCAUAUUCACAGGAGGCAUGACACUCAUUUGUGUACACUGAGUCAAAACCAUAUUUUUUGUUUGCAUUUGGUCGACUGGGACAGCAGGUUAGAUAAACUGGGACACCAUUAUUAUAGUCCUAAUUGGACCCCAAUGACAAUUACAUUUUGUGUGAUAAGGAACAUCUGAGGAUUUCAGAAAUAUAUCAUGUGUUGGGCUAAUAUGUUAGAUAGAUGUCUGAAGAGGUUACAAAAAGUGUCCCACUUUUUCUGAAUUCACUCAAAUAACUGUGCUAAUAAGAUUACUACAAGAAAAAAUUAACAGUAUAUAGUACUACAAUAACCAGAGUCCCGCCUAACCUAAGUACAGGAGUCCCUACUGGAUCUCUUUCCUCCAUUGGAAAAGGCUAUAAGACUGUCCCACUUUAGCUAUUCCAUGAUGUCCUACUUUAGCUAGCUAUGGUUGGUAAAGCGGGACAACUAAAAAAAUCACUGAAUUACAAAAUUGAAACAUAAUAUUGGCAACUUUUUAAUGUAUUUUGAUGCACCAGUACAUAGUAUACACAUUUACAUCACAAUUUGGCUCAGUGCAUUAUUUAUGACCGUUUUAUAACCUUAACAUCAAAACAGAAAAAAAGUUAUGUCACUGAUCUUAACUUGUGCUUCACGGGUGAGCUUCCUGUUUGAAGCUUGCACUGCCUCCCUCUUUGAUGUCACACCAAUAAAGUGAUGUGAUGUUGAUCUUGUGGUUUCUCUGCAAGGGCUUAUUAACCAAGAAAUAAACGCGUCAGGAUUAAGCUGUCCCAGUUCAUAGGAUGUCCCACUCAUUCCGAAUUCACCUUAUGUGUAGAGAGUAAGAGCACAAAUGUGCCUCAGAUGCGGUAAGAGUAAUGUGGAAAUGGUGCCAUGUGGAAGCAAGGGUUAAAAACAUGUUUCAGUUACAACACUUUUCAGUUACACACAAUACAGUAUGUUAUCUAUGCUAUACAUUCAUUACCAUACUUUUGAUUAUACAGUGGAAUAUAGACAUUUUACGUUUGACUAAACUUUACACACAGUGACAGAAAUAAGGCAAAGUGUAACCUCAGAGCUCCCCCUUCUGGCCAAAUAUAGGGGUGCAGACCCUACUUCAGCUCUCUUGAGGUAAUUGUAUAUAAUUUAUAUAUACAGUCUAUGGGUAAUUGAGCUCCAGCUAUGAGUCAUCGUUGUAGUGGAAUUAAGAAAUAGCAAGUGAUUCCACAUCGGUUACACACAUGUAUAUAAACAGUAUAUGUACAGUACGAGUCAAAAGUUUGGACACACUUCCUCUUUGAACGUUUUUUCUUUAUUUUUACUAUUUUCUACAUUGUAGAAUAAUAGUGAAGAUGUCAAAACUAUGAAAUAACACACCUGGAAUCAUGUAGUAACCAAAAAAGUGUUAAAGAAAUCAAAAUAUAUUUUAGAUCUUAGAUUCUUCAAAGUAGCAACCCUUUUCCCUUGAUGACAGCUUUGCACACUCUUGGCAUUGUCUCAACCAGCUUCAUGAGGAAUGCUUUUCCAACAGUCUUGAAGGAGUUCCCACAUGCUGAGCACUUGAUGGCUGCUUUUCCUUCACUCUGCAGUCCAACUCAUCCCAAACCAUCUCAAUUGGGUUGAGGUCGGGUGAUUGUGGAGGCCAGGUCAUCUGAUGCAGCACUCCAUCACUCUCCUUGGUCAAAUAGCCUUACACAGCCUGGAGGUGUGUUUUGGCUCAUUGUCCUGUUGGAAAAACAAAUGAUAGUCCCACUAAGCGAAAACCAGAUGCGAUGGCUUAUCGCUGCAGAAUGCUGUGGUAGCCAUGCUGGUUAAGUGUGCCUUGAAUUCUAAAUUAAUCACAGACAGUGUCACCAGCAAAGCACCAUCACACCUCCAUGCUUCACGGUGGGAACCACACAUGCGGAGAUCAUCCGUUCGUUCACCUACUCUGCGUCUCACAAAGGCACGGCGGUUGGAACCAAAAAUCUCAUAUUUGGACUCAUCAGACCAAUGGACAGAUUUCUUUCCGAUCUAAUGUCCAUUGCUCGUGUUUAUUGGCCCAAGCAAGUCUCUUCUUCUUAUUGGUGUCCUUUAGUAGUGGUUUCUUUGCAGCAAUUCGACCAUGAAGGCCUGAUUCACACGGUCUCCUCUGAACAGUUGAUGUUGAGAUGUGUCUGUAUUUGUUAUUUAAAAAAAUAUUUUUGUAAGUUUUUAUUUAUUUAUUUAUUUUACUCCUGAACUUCCUCUACCCUCAACCUCUCUGAUCAUUUUCAUGAUGUCCAUCUGGUUUGCUUCUAUAUGCCAUAUCUUUCUAACCGUGCUCUUUCACAAAAGCUCUCAACCAAUAACUUACAGUUGAAGUCGGAAGUUUACAUACACCUUAGCCAAAUACAUUUACACUCCCGAGUGGCGCAGUGGUCUAAGGCACUGCAUCUCAGUGCUUGAGGCGUCACUACAGACCCCCUGGUUCGAUUCCAGGCUGUAUCACAACCGGCCGUGAUUGGGAGUCCCAUAGGACGGCGCACAACUGGCCCAGCGUCAUCCGGGUUUGGCCGGUGUAGGCCGUCAUUGUAAAUAAGAAUUUGUUCUUAACUGACUUGCCUAGUUAAAUAAAGGUAAAAUAAAAAAAUGUAAACUCAGUUUUUCACAAUUCCUGACAUUUAAUCCUAGUAAAGAUUCCCUGUCUUAGGUCAGUUAGGAUCACCACUUUAUUUUAAGAAUGUGAAAUGUCAGAAUAAUAGUAAAGAGUGAUUUAUUUCAGCUUGUAUUUAUUUCAUCACAUUCCCAGUGGGUCAGAAGUUUACAUACACUAAAUUAGUACUUGGUAGCAUUGCCUUUAAAUUGUUUAACUUGGGUCAAAUGUUUCGGGUAGCCUUCCACAAGCUUCCCACAAUAAGUUGGGUGAAUUUUGGCCCAUUCCUCCUGACAGUGCUGGUGUAACUGAGUCAGGUUUGUAGGCCUCCUGGCUUGCACACGCUUUUUCAGUUCUGCCCACAAAUGUUCUAUAUGAUUGAGGUCAGGGUUUGUGAUGGCCACUCCAAUACCCUGACUUUGUUGUCCUUAAGCCAUUUUGCCACAACUUUGGAAGUAUGCUUGGGGUCAUUGUCCAUUUGGAAGACCCAUUUGCGACCAAGCUUUAACUUCCUGACUGAUGUCUUGAGAUGUUGCUUCAAUAUAUCCACAUAAUUUUCCUUCCUCAUGAUGCCAUCUAUUUUGUGAAGUGCACCAGUCCCUCCUGCAGCAAAGCACCCCCACAGCAUGAUGCUGCCACCCCCGUUCUUCACGGUUGGGUUGGUGUUCUUCGGCUUGCAAGAACCCCCUUUUUCCUCCAAACAUAACGAUGGUCAUUAUGGCCUAACAGUUCUAUUUUUGUUUCAUCAGAUCAGAGGACAUUUCUCCAAAAAGUACGAUCUUUGUCCCCAUGUGCAGUCGCAAACCGUAGGCGGUUUUGGAGUAGUGGCAUCUUCCUUGCUGAGCGGCCUUUCAGGUUAUGUCGAUAUAGGACUAGUUUUACUGUGGAUAUAGAUACAUUUGUACCUGUUUCCUCCAGCAUCUUCACAAGGUCCUUUGCUGUCGUUCUAGGAUUGAUUUGCACUUUUUGCACCAAAGUAUGUUCAUCUCUAGGAGACAGAACGCGUCUCCUUCCUGAGCGGUAUGACGGCUGCGUGGUCCCAUGGUGUUUAUACUUGCGUACUAUUGUUUGUACAGAUGAACGUGGUACCUUCAGGCAUUUGGAAAUUGCUCCCAAGGAUGAACCAGACUUUUGGAGGUCUACCAUUUUUUUUCUGGCUGAUUUCUUUUGAUUUUCCCAUGAUGUCAAGCAAAGAGGCAGUGAGUUUGAAGGUAGGCCUUGAAAUACAUCCAAAGGUACACCUCCAAUUGACUCAAAUUGUCAAUUAGCCUAUCAGAAGCUUCUAAAGCCAUGAUGUCAUUUUCUGGAAUUUUCCAAGCUGUUUAAAGGCACUGUCAACUUAGUGUAUGUAAACUUCUGACCCACUGGAAUUGUGAUACAGUGAAAUAAUCUGUCUGUAAACAAUUGUUGGAAAGAUUAGUUGUGUAAUGCACAAAGUAGAUGUCCUAACCGACUUGCCAAAACUAUAGUUUGUUAACAAGAAAUUUGUGGAGUGGUUGAAAAACUAGUUUUAAUGACUCCAACCUAAGUGUAUGUAAACUUCCGACUUCAACUGUAUAUACUUAUUAUGGACACAGUAUGCUUUACAUUAGUUAUCUUGUUGUUAUUAGUUGUUGUUAUUAGUCCCAUCCUUCAGCUCCAUUCAACACCUCCCAUCUAUCUCUUAACACCAUCCAUAUUGGAUUUUUAUUUGCCAUAUAUUUUUCAACUGUGAUGUUUCACCAAAGUUCUGAACCCUUCUAUUCUCAUUGUUUCUACAGAUUGUAAAUUGAAAAUAAACAUUUUUGCUAAAAGUAUUAUUAUAUUAUUGAUCGAUUGACUAUGACUUUUCAGACCACCCAGUAGUGCUAUCUGCAGGAUUAGCUCCAGGUAAAUAUUGCAAUCCUUCAGCCAUUCCUGGAGAUGUGUCUGUUACUUGAACUCUGUGAAGCAUUUAUUUGGGCUGCAAUCUGAGGUGCAAUUAACUCUAAUGAAUUUAUCCUCGGCAGCAGAGGUAACUCUGGGUCUUCUUUUCCUGUGGCGGGCCUCAUGAGAGCAUGUUUCAUCAUAGCGCUUGAUGGUUUUUGCGACUGCACUUGAAGAAACAUUCAAAGUUCUUCAAAUUUUCCGUAUUGACUGACCUUAAUUUCUUAAAGUAAUGAUGGACUGUCGUUUCUCUUUGCUUAUUUGAGCUGUUCUUGCCAUAAUAUGGACUUGGUCUUUUACCAAAUAGGGCUAUCUUCUGUAUACCCCCUUACCUUGUCACAACACAACUGAUUGGCUCAAACUCAUUAAGAAGGAAAUAAAUUACACAAAUAAACUUUUAACAAGGCACACCUGUUAAUUGAAAUGCAUUCCAGGUGACUACCUCAUGAAGCUGGUUGAGAGAAUGCCAAGAGUGUGCAAAGCUGUCAUCAAGGCAAAUGGUGGCUAUUUGAAGAAUCUCAAAUAUAAAAUAUAUUUUGAUUUGUUUAACACUUUUUUGGUUACUACAUUAUUCCAUAUGUGUUAUUUCAUAGUUUUGAUGUCUUCACUAUUAUUCUACAAUGUAGAAAAUAGUAAAAAUAAAGAAAAACCCUGGAAUGAGUUGAUGUGUCCAAACUUUUAACCGGUACUGUAUGUCUAUGGCUCUGUCGUAGCCGGCCGCGACCGGGAGACCCAUGGGGUGGCGCACAAUUGGCCCAGCGUUGUCCAGGGUAGGGGAGGGAAUGGCCGGCAGGGAUGUAGCUCAGUUGGUAGAGCAUGGCGUUUGCAACGCCAGGGUUGUGGGUUCGUUUCCCACGGGGGGCCAGUAUGAAAAAAUAAAAAAUAAUGUAUGCACUCACUAACUGUAAGUCGCUCUGGAUAAGAGCGUCUGCUAAAUGACUAAAAAUGUAAAAAAUUUAAAUGAAUUGUCUAUCUGUCUACCUCAGGGAAAGAGGAUUUCACUAUACAAGAGAGCUCAGAUUCUGGUGGCUGAUUUUUGGGGCAUCAUGGAGGCCAGGGUCGAGGGGGACAUCCCAAACCUGGACUUCCUCACCAUGUUUGCUGACUACAGAGUACCACAGGCCCUGGUCCACCUGGGUGCACUGCGCUACUCAGACACCCUGAUGGAGACAUUGAGGAACGGUUAGUCUUUUCUCCCCUCUAUGCUGUGCGUGUUUGUGUGUUGGAGCCUCCUUUGACCCUCCUCUCUCUCUCAGGUGAGUUGCUCAGCUCAGGCGACAGGAGAGAGGUGGAGAUUCGUGGCUGCUCUAUCUGGUGUGUGGAGAGGAUCAAGGCACACUUGUGGAGUCUGGUUGAAGAGCGAGAUGGCCAAAGCUGCAAUAUCAACUCUGCCAUCAUCGACUUUUAUCUCUGGCCUUAUGCCAAACAGCACCAUAAAGAGAUGGCCCACAUUCCCAUACACCACACACGUUGCAUAUAUUACUGACAGGCCUACACAGAGAAACUGACUAUUUUUGUGAUUUAAAAACAUUGGAAAAUCAAAAUGAUGUCCUGUCCUUAUUGUUUCACUUUAUGCAAAGAACUGCGGCUUUGGAUCUCUGGCUGAGGAUGACCAUACUAAGAAUAAAAUAUAGCC
Coregonus sp. 'balchen' is the source of this 12787-nucleotide messenger RNA. The record is from the annotation of a GenBank genome assembly. NCBI's taxonomy places the organism in Eukaryota, Metazoa, Chordata, Actinopteri, Salmoniformes, Salmonidae.